Messenger RNA from Nilaparvata lugens (brown planthopper), 864 nucleotides. Its product is annotated as DNA repair protein RAD51 homolog 1-like. Gene Ontology annotation, cellular component: Rad51C-XRCC3 complex; replication fork; Rad51B-Rad51C-Rad51D-XRCC2 complex. Lineage: Eukaryota; Metazoa; Arthropoda; Insecta; Hemiptera; Delphacidae. Gene Ontology annotation, molecular function: crossover junction DNA endonuclease activity; four-way junction DNA binding. The transcript has 5 exons. The record is from RefSeq and is a predicted model, not a curated record. Gene Ontology annotation, biological process: meiotic DNA recombinase assembly; reciprocal meiotic recombination. Bases 322 to 864 code for a protein of 180 amino acids.
CAUGAAAUUCCCAGUAACUUUUCUUCAACUAUUUUUGGGUGUGCUCACUUCGCGACAAUUUUCUAUCACUUUAGCAAGUCAUGUUAUAGACGUUCAAAGUUGCGCGACUUACGUACGAGUCUGACUAUUGUAGAGCAAUAGACUAUUCUCAUGCCAAGAACAUAUCUCAACUCGCCUCCUCAGUUAUAAUAUUAUUAUUGUAAUACUACUCAACAUUUCUGACCAAGUACAACUAUCUACAAAAUUAUCUCUUUAGGUUUAAAGCUUUCUGCUUUGUCAAAUGAUAAUAAUAAUAAUAAACUUUCUGUCCAUAAAGUGACCAUGCAGGGCAUGCUCACAAGAGACAAGUCAGGAGAAAACAUAGAAGGCAAAAAACCAGCAGCGGACAUCACAGCGCCAAAAAAGUCAAAAAUAUCUACUCACCAGUGCACUGUCACAUUCAAAGAAUUCGUUAAAUACCGUACUGUCAUGAGACCUAUACAGACAUUGCCCUUACCUGGUAAUGUUAUAUCAAAACUCUUGACUGGUGGCUUUCUCUUCUGUGAAGAUGUUUUCGAGGAAGAUGGUAAAAAAAUAAAAUUGGAAGCCAGAGAGCGUCUGAACAAUUUGCCAGCAGAAGUGGUGAGGAAAUUGGAAUCAAUACAGGAAUGCCCAAAAAUGAUAACAGCGUUGGAUUUGUAUAAUGAAGAAAUAAAAUCAGAGCAGAUAGUAACAUUCAGUCAGUCGGUGGAUAAACUUCUAGAUGGAGGAAUCACAUUGGGCGAAGUGACCGAAUUGAGCGGAGCCUCCGGAAGCGGCAAAACACAACUUUGCAACAUUGCAAUUUGUGAAAGAGAUAGUGCCAUCUGCUUUGUUAAACGAUAG